Molecule: messenger RNA, 6453 nt
Organism: Trichosurus vulpecula (common brushtail)
Lineage: Eukaryota; Metazoa; Chordata; Mammalia; Diprotodontia; Phalangeridae
Gene: RIOK2
Product: RIO kinase 2
Exons: 10
Coding region: 51-1721 (556 amino acids)
Biological process (GO): maturation of SSU-rRNA; protein phosphorylation
Cellular component (GO): preribosome, small subunit precursor; cytosol; nucleus
Molecular function (GO): protein serine/threonine kinase activity; ATP binding
Source: RefSeq, a predicted model, not a curated record
GCGCACGCGCGCUGAGGGCAUUCUUUCGCUGGUUGUCUCCCUGAGCAGCCAUGGGGAAGGUGAAUGUGGCCAAGCUGCGCUACCUGACGCGGGACGACUUCAGGGUUCUGACCGCGGUUGAAAUGGGCAUGAAGAACCAUGAAAUAGUUCCUUGCAGUUUGAUCGCCUCCAUAGCCAGCCUUAAACAUGGUGGUUGUAAUAAGAUUUUGAGAGAACUGGCAAAACAUAAACUCUUAGCUUAUGAACGAACUAAAACUGUCCAAGGGUAUCGGUUAACAAAUGGAGGUUAUGAUUACCUUGCUUUGAAAGCACUUUCUUCAAGACAGGUUGUUGAUUCUGUUGGAAACCAGAUGGGAGUUGGCAAAGAAUCAGAUAUUUACAUUGUUGCAAAUGAAGAGGAGAAACAGUUUGCACUAAAGCUUCACAGACUAGGAAGGACUUCAUUCCGUAAUUUGAAAAACAAACGUGAUUACCACAAGCACAGACAUAAUAUGUCAUGGCUUUAUUUAUCCCGUUUGUCUGCCAUGAAGGAAUUUGCCUAUAUGAAGGCACUCUAUGAAAGGAAAUUUCCAGUUCCAAAACCAAUUGAUUAUAAUCGACAUGCCGUAGUCAUGGAACUCAUAGAUGGUUACCCUUUGUGCCAGGUACAUCACAUUGAAGAUCCUGCAGCAGUAUAUAAUGAAGCCAUGGAAUUAAUUAUUAAACUUGCUAAUCAUGGAUUAAUUCAUGGUGAUUUCAAUGAAUUCAAUCUAAUGUUGGAUAAAGAUGACCACAUAACCAUGAUUGACUUCCCACAAAUGGUCUCUACAUCUCAUCCAAAUGCUGAAUGGUACUUUGACAGAGACGUUAAAUGCAUUCGAGAUUUCUUCAUAAGACGUUUCAGUUAUGAAAGUGAACUUUUUCCAACCUUUGGUGAUAUCAGGAAGGAGGACUCUCUUGAUAUAGAAAUUUCUGCCAGUGGAUAUACAAAGGAAAUGCAGGAGGAUGAUGAACUACUUCAUCCACUGGGUCCUGAUGAUGAUGAAAGUCUUGAAAUAGAUGAAGUAUCUGAAUAUCCUUCAUCACUUGAAGAACUGAGAGAGAAGGCAAAGACAUCUAAGUUGGAAAAUGGAAGAAACUUCAUAGAUAAAUCAGAUGAUGAUUGUAAAACGAACUCUUCUGAAGACCUGGUACAAAGGAAUACAGGCAUACUGUCUGAGGAUGAGAAUAGUGCACGGUGUUUUGAAAUGACUGAAUUCAGUCAUUCAUUAGGAGAAAUUCAGAGAGAGAUUGUCGAAGGAAAAAAGAGUUGCAUAAAGCAUUCUGCAAUUGAUUUUCAUGGGGAGGAAAACAGCACUGAAGAUAUCACCAAGGGAGAAGAACAGAUGCAUCAAGGAGAAAUUCCUGCUGAUUGUCAGGAAUAUGAAGAUGAAUGCCCUGAUCUGGUUAACUUGUCAGCAUUAAACAAAGAACUGAGGCCUUUCAGGGAUGAAAACAUGGAACAAAUUAAUCUUCAUAGAACAAGAACUGAGAGUGUUACUUCUGCAGGCAGUAUUGUAAGCUGCUCCACAAUUCCUCCGGAACUGGUGAAACAGAAGGUGAAACGUCAGCUGACCAAACAACAAAAAGCUGUAGUGAGACGACGGUUACAGAAGGGAGAGGCAAAUAUUUAUACCAAGCAAAGGAGAGAAAAUGCCUACAACAUUAAGUCAAGCUUGGAAGCAGCUAGUUUUUGGGGAUAAUUAUUGGAACUUUUUUCUGAAAGUGUAGUUUAUAAUAUAUUGUGGGGGAAAGUGUGUUAUCUUGAAGAUUCUAUUUUUCUGUAAUUUGGGUUAUAUAAAUGUGUGCACAUGUAUAGCUGGCCACUGCCUUUUCUAAUAGGAAACUCGAUUUUGAAGUAAUUGAUUUUUUCAGGAAAACACUUACAAAAUAUUUUUGCUAGUUUAAUGAAUGGAAACUUUCUGAAAGUCAUUUGGAACAAUAUUACAUAUGCCGAAUUGUCAUAUUUGAUCCUUUGGUAACUAGAGCAUUUCAGUCCUGUGGAAAUUGGACAAAGAAAAUAUAGUCUAAAUUCCCAAUGGAGAUAUGCCCUUAGAGUAAUAGAAUCACUCACUCUGAAUUCAGAGUUAAAUUCAUGUAGUCUGACCUGGGCCUUUACAGUAUCCCCAACGGGUCAGUUAACCUCUACUUGGAGCCUACAAAGAAGUUCUGACAUAGCCACAGAAACUUCUCAAGUUAAUAUGUUUCUUUGAAGUUGUUUGCAGUUAUAACCUUCCAUACAAGUAUUAACCAGGAAGAAGAGACAGUAAAAGUUAAACUACAGUGGGACAAGGACCAUGUCUGUAACUCAUAUGACUAAUACCUAGUAUAAACUAUAUCAUUAACACCUGUUUAUUGAGUGCAUCUAUUCAAAGGCAGCAUUGGGCAUUUUAUAGUGUGAUUUUAAGUGGAAAUAUCAAGCAACAAACACCUACUUCAUGUGUGGCACCAUGCUAGGCACUGAGGAUUAUUGAGGAGAGAAGUCAUUGUGGAGAAAGGCUCACCUUCCUCAUCACUUCCACCAACAUCUGGCCAGCUGCCACCAAUAUGUGGAUUCCACAGGAGCCCUGGGAGUGGCAGCACCCCCUUAUACCAACAGUCCUGGAAUUCCAGCCCUUCCCUUACUGCCACCAUUCAGGUAAACAACCAUGUAGAGGGGACCAACCAUUCUCACCAACAACCACUCACAGGGCAGGUGAGCCAGCUUACUCGGGGCAACAACAUACCUUGGGAAACCCAAGCGUGUGCAGACAAGUCAAACCACCACCACCUUAGCUAUCAUCUCCAAGUGGACCCUGAUAGUCACAGCCUAAGAACCUGAAGUCUGAGAAAAAAAGUUCUUGUCUGCAAAGUCCUCAGCACUGGCAAAUGGUUCAACAUCCAAAACUGAUGUUUUUAUCAGUGGAAGUGACAUUUAAAAAGAGACAUUACCAUCUGUUGGGGCCUUUCAAUCUGACUUACAGCUGAAAAAAAACCCUAUUAUGUGUUAAAUGUAUCUGCCAUUAGAAUGUGACCUCCCUCCUUGAGAGCAGGAACAGUCUUUUCUCUUUGUAUCUCCAGAGCUUAAUACAGAGUUUUGUACGUAUGAGUACUUCAUUCAUACAAAGUCCUAGGAAAGAAAUAAUCCCUGUAAGCAUGUGGAUAGAUGUUAAAUUAAAUACAUUUGAAUUUGAUGACCUACGUUGCCAUCAUAGGAGCUGCCAACAAAAAAAAAAAACCGCGAAAUGACAGUAUCACUUAGUUUCUUUAAUUGCUGACAAGAGAAUUUCAUGACAAAAUUGCUAGCAGAAGCAAAAAGUUUAGUCGUAAUCCAGAUUAAAGUAAAUAUUUUUUUAAAAUAUGUAAUCCAAGAGAGAAAAUAAACUAAAUGUGGCCUCAUGCUUCCUGACUUUGUUAGUUUAACUACCAGACCCUGAACUGACUCAGUUAAAGUUGAGUACCCACUUUGUAUGAGGCCCUCUACUAGUGCUAGGCAUUGUUGGAAGUUAGAGAUUUAAGUGGAAAACAAUUGUUACUUUAAAGAUGCUUAAUUGAAUAGAGGAGAUUAGAUAUAACACAUCUAGUAGCAAACAUGAGACAACACUGACCAGUUGUAUCUUCUAUAAGUACUAAUUUUGGUGGGAAAUUUGACCCUCUCUUUUGUUUGGUCAUAAAAUGUAUUUCCUUGGCAUCUGAGGUCCAGAUUGUCAUAUGUUACAUGUGGUACAUAGGCCCAGGUUACCGUUUACUUACCAAGUUCUUGGCUUGAGCCCUAUCUAGAGUCCUGAGAAAUUCACCCAGCUGGAUAAUGAAAACACAAUCGACACCAUGUAAAAAAAACUAGCCAUAUAUGGUCAGAGUGAUGUGAUAGUGCCCCACGCUGCCAGGUUCUGCAGUUCCUCAAAGAAUUCCUCAAAGUGCUCCAUAGCACUUGUGCUCACCCUUGCCAAGGAUACACCCAUAAGAACUGCUUGCCUUUCUCACUUAUUUUCACAAUACAUCCAAGUAAGUUUUAUGAGGGCAGGUGUAGAGGGCCAGCUCUGAGAAAGUCCAUUCUGGGAUAAGAUACAGGCCAGGUUUUCCCUGAAGCCUGUUCUUGCCCUUGGGCUGAUAACUUAGCACGUGGGCUCUCCAAACCACCCCCCUACCCUGCCUCAGCACAUGCGUGCUCUCUCCAAAGCUCCCUCGGCACAAACAUGCUACCCAGGAUGUAGGCUCUCCAAGCCCCCUCGGCAUGCACAUGCUCUCCAAAACCCCCAUGGCACAUAUGCUAAGCACCUCCUGUGAGCUAAUUAACAUGAUAUUGUUAUGGCAAAAAGGCACAAGGAAGUCAUGCAAUGUAACAAAUGUCUCACACAUGAACUUGUUGAUCUGCUUGCCUAAAAAGAUACGUAAGCCCUUUUCUUCAGCUUAAUAAAUGGAUCUGUGCUGUACUCCUCUGCCUGGCCCAUGUACUCUCUUCACUCUCCGAGGCAUUCGGCCAUCUCCGGCCAUUCAGUGCCACAGCCGCUGGUGGCAGGCAGGGGUUCAGUCUUUAAAAUUUGUAUUUCCCAUAGGACCUAGUAUAGUUCUUUGCACAUUGGUGUUUUCUGAAUGAUUACUAAAUGUAUGAUUUCAGUCCUUCCUAGAAAAGCUCCUCUCACUUGUACCACAGAUCCCUUCUCCCUUAAUCUUGUUAUAUGUAUAUUUCACGUUUGUUUUUUAGUUACUUGCACAAUUUUCCAUCAUCAUAACUCUUUUAUACUCACUGGACGGUACUUGUCAAGAUGGCAGAGUGAGAGGAAGCAAAACAGUCCAUCUCACUACUCUAGCAAGGAUGGGAAAAGAGAAUGAGAAACUACAGUAAGUCACACUGCCAGCACAAGUCCACAUAAAUACCUGGAAGCCAGUGGGUACUGGGGAUGAGAUCUAGCCAGGAAAUCUUACGUUGGAGCAUGGUACAUAGGCCUCCAGCAUAUGGACCAGGGUCUAGUGUGCCUGGAUCCUGUAGCUUGUUUUAUUCUGAUCUGUAACUCAGGUCAAAAGCCUGUGGGAUUAGGACUGAGAUGCCAACUAUCAGGGCACAUCCUGGAUCAGAGUACCUCUUCACUAUUCAACCCUGAAUUUCCCAUGUAAACUGCCUGACUGCUUAGAGAGCUGUUCAUGGGGUCCUUGAAGAAUUUGGCAGAUUGCCCAGACAAUACAGAUCAGUACCAAAGAAGGCCUCAAAUUCUUUUCAGAAGUGCAGAGCUUAUCCCUGACUCAAAAGGCUCAAUUCAGGAAGUAAGGCCAGAAAAAUGAGCAAAGAUAAGAAAACAACAAUAAUAUUACGGAGCCAUAGACAUAAACCCAGAAAAAAAAGGAACUCAUGUAUAAGCAAAGUCUUAACAUCACAAGUUUGCCAAAAGCUCUAAUGGAGUUCCUGGAAGAAAAGUUUUAAAAUGAUAAUAUAAAUGCAAUGUGAGUUCUAGAGAAAGAAUUGGAAGGAUAAAUAAAUGGCCUGGUAUAAGAGGUACAAAGCAUACUCAAGUGAGAGACUUUAAAAAAUACACCCAAAAGGCAACAGUAAAAACAAUAUAUUUUUAAAUCCAGAAAAUGUAAGGUAUAACCUAACAAAAAACAUUGACCUGGAAUAUAUAGGUCAAGGGGAGAUAUCUUGUAAGAGUCAUCUGGCUACCUAAAAACCUAAAUGACAAAAAAAAAGUUCUAGAUAUAUUUCAAGAAAACAUGAAUGAAGACUGCCUAUAAUUAUUAGAACCAAUGGGCAAAAUGAAAAUAGAAUGCACCAACCACCUGAAACCCCAAAAUGAAAACACCCAGGAAUGUCAUAACCAAAAUCUAAGACUUGAAGAUUAAAGAAAAACUAAAGGCAUUCAGAAGAGUUUAAAUACUAAGGAGCCUCAAUCGAUUUUUAAAAAAAGGUAUCUUCUUAAUUCUCAUUCUGAAAUGUGGGAUUUUUUUUAUUUGUUAGCUAAACUCAGUAAAAUCUCUAUCCUUUUUACAAAAGUUCCAAGACGAAGGGAUUCUUUGCUUAGCACUGUCUACAUAAUUGUAGUUAGGUGAUCUCUAAAUGUUUUGGCCAUGUUCAAAUUGCAAAUAAAUGCUGGUUGUUGGGGGCUUUUUUUAACACAAGAAACACCUUCACCAUGCAGGUGACCCCUGAGCCUCAGAGGAGUUGUUAUUGUCGUCCCCACUUAGAGACCCCCAAAUAUGUUGUACAUUAAACCUUCCUUAUAAUAAAAUUGGUUCCCCAUAAAACCAUACCCUCUAGGUACAAGAAAGAGCUAUCUGGGUACUCUGAUUUCAUUCAUUUGCACCAUGAUUAAAGUUUGCCUUUUCUUAACCUUCAGAUUUGUAUGGGGUUUUGACUUUGCAUUUCUCUGCUGCUACCACUUAACUGACUUGAUAAUUUGAGUAAUGAGAAUAUAUUAUAUUAAAAGAUUAUAAAAUGUAAUCUUUUAUUCUAGAAAAGGCUGU